CCCAGUAAGGUCCACACGAGUCAUGUGCCCAACUUCUGUCCUUCCAUAACACAGAGGGACAGGAGUCCAGACCCAAGUGGACUGGGUGGAUAUACUACAGAAGAGUGUGUGUGUGUGUCUGCCUGCACUGGUCACAUGCUGUAGUUGGUGAAGAAAGUCAUUCUGAGUGUGUGUAUCUAUCCAGGGACCCACGUCCUAGCCAGCUGUGGACCAUGAAGCUGCGUGUGGCGCUGUUUUUUGCAGGGCUCUUCGGAGCGCUGGGAGCUGUUUUUAUCCUGCUUUCAUUUGGAACAGACUAUUGGCUCCUGGCCUCGGAGUCUUGUAGCCCAAAACCAGAUGGAUCUGUUGGCCCGGGCGGUGUCAUAAUAGAGGACGGAGACGUGGUGGUGCAAGGCAACAUGAGUAAUACCAUUUAUUACCACGAGGGUUUCUUCUGGAGGUGCUCCUUCGGCGAAAACUCAGAUGAUGACGAUCUUCUGUGGAAACUCUGGUUCACUAAUCAGCCUGACGCAAAGGUGUGCGUACACUCCUACCUCUUCCCAUUCCCGGUGUCUCCCCAGACCCACAACGCCACCGAGUACGAAUCUGCUAUAAUCUACAGAGGCUUCUGGAGCAUCUUCAUGCUCAUCGGCAUGGUCGCCGUAGUUCUCGGCGGGUUCAUCAUUAUCUGCGCCGCUCCGUUUUCCAGCCACUGUUUGUAUAAAACAGGCGGCGUCCUCUUUGUUGCAGCUGGAUUCUUCGUGCUAUGCGUGGUGGUGAUGUACGUGCUGUGGCUGCAGGUUCUGGGCGUGGUGGAUCUCUACAUUGACCACCAGCGCUCUGUCCUCUGUCCCAACUUCCAGCUGUUGCUCCACUACGGUUUGUCCUUCAUGUUUGCUCCUGUUGGCAUCUUCUUCUGCCUCCUGGCCGGCCUUCUCUUCCUUCUCAUCGGCCGAGCCAUUCGGAAUCAUUACCACUGAUUCUUGGUGUUGGGAAAACGACUUUUAACCACCACUCCACUGGUACUUUCUAGAACUAAGGCAGCUCUAUGGUAUAAAUCCUCCAGCAUCAAUAUACAUUCGGCACGCUGGAGGUCAGAAAUGGCAGCGUAACCAGCUGGUCCAGAACGACCAUCAUUUGAGCUACAUUACAGGCAGGACUUCCUUAGGUCGGCCACUAGAAUAAAUUGUUAUUGUUGAUGAAGCCUUGAAGAUCAAACACAUGGAGAAGCUGUUAGCACCUGAUAAGUCUGCUUUAAUUCUGUAUCUUAAUAAUAAAAGGGUAUUUAAAGGGGUGUUUACACAAAAAUGGAUUUUAUCAGUCUUUUC
Thalassophryne amazonica is the source of this 1307-nucleotide messenger RNA. RefSeq names its product transmembrane protein 182a (gene tmem182a). Bases 213 to 959 code for a protein of 248 amino acids. Gene Ontology annotation, cellular component: membrane. NCBI's taxonomy places the organism in Eukaryota, Metazoa, Chordata, Actinopteri, Batrachoidiformes, Batrachoididae. The transcript has 5 exons. The record is from RefSeq and is a predicted model, not a curated record.